CUCGGCCUCUCUCUGGUGUGAGGUGCAUUGGGUCCCGCCCUCGCUCGCCCUAGCGCUGUGCAGGGUAUGAGGACGGAGGGUGAUCGUGGUCUCUCCUUACCCGGGGAUUGUACGACACACGGCGGGGGACUGAUGGGCCAUGGGGACGAUGUCCGCUCCGGGUUGUGAUCGCUGUACCCGGGAGAGGCGUGUGUUGUGUCGGGAAAGGAUGCUACAGGAUCACCCAGACGUGACAGUCAGCGUCAGCAUCCCAGAGCUGAAGGGAAAGGUUCUGAUCUGCUGGGCGCUGCCACUUCAGGCGCUCCUAUGAACGUCCGUGCCAUGGGUAUGAACUAUUACCGUCGCCUUUGAGAACAAAGAAGAAAAAGAAAAGAUAACAAAGCGCACUGACCGAAAAUAUUAAAUCGGGAGGUCAUGGCUUACUUCACGCCCUGGAAACUGUCUUCUCAGAAGCUCGGCUUCUUCCUGGUGACUUUUGGUUUCAUAUGGGGCAUGAUGUUACUUCACUUCACCAUCCAGCAGAGAACGCCGCACGAGAGCAGCACCGUGCUCCGCGAGCAGAUUCUGGAUCUCAGCAAACGAUACAUCAAAGCUCUGGCGGAGGAAAAUAGGAACGUGGUAGACGGCCCAUAUGUCGGCACCAUGACAGCAUAUGAUCUGAAGAAGACGCUGGCGGUUCUUCUGGAUAAUAUCUUGCAGCGUAUCGGGAAGUUGGAGUCUAAAGUAGAUACGUUGGUUAUGAACGGUACCGGAUCCAAUUCUACCAAUGGGACCACGACCGCCAUACCCAGCAUUGUUGCUGGGGAAAAAGUCAAUGUUGCAGACCUGAUCAGCGGAGCCCAAGAGCAGUGUGAAUUGCCUCCCAUGGAUGGCUACCCUCACUGUGAGGGUAAAGUAAAGAAGGUCAUAUAUUUGGCACCGUCUCUACCUUCUGAGCUGUUGAGAACUGGGUGUCCUCGGCUGCAAUGGCGAGCUGUAAACCACAAAGAGGAAACGGAUAAAAGGACAAUGACUGAAAUCCGUACAGAUUUCGAUGAUCUCUACAAAGUCAUGUCAAGGCAUGAGGAGUUUCGCUGGAUGACCAUGAGGAUAAAGCGGAUGGAUGACACCUGGAUAGAAGCCAUUAAAUCUCUGGCGGAGAAACAGAAUCUGGAGAAACGGAAAAGGAAAAAGAUCCUCGUUCAUCUGGGGUUACUGACAAAGGAGUCGGGAUUCAAGAUAGCGGAGAACGCGUUCAGUGGCGGGCCGCUCGGCGAAUUAGUCCAGUGGAGUGACUUAAUUACAUCUCUUUACUUAUUGGGCCAUGAUGUCAGGAUUUCAGCUUCAAUAGCUGAGCUGAAAGAGAUCAUGAAGAAAGUGGUCGGGAACCGAUCGGGAUGUCCCACCCAAGGAGACAAGGUGGUGGAGCUCAUCUACAUAGAUAUCGUGGGACUCGCCCAGUUCAAGAAGACCCUCGGCCCGUCCUGGGUACAUUAUCAAUGUAUGCUGCGAGUCCUGGACUCAUUUGGUACAGAACCAGAGUUUAAUCACGCCCACUAUGCCCAGUCCAAAGGGCACAAAACUCCCUGGGGAAAGUGGAAUCUGAACCCUCAGCAGUUUUACACCAUGUUCCCUCACACACCUGAUAACAGCUUCCUGGGGUUCGUGGUGGAGCAGCAUCUCAACGCCAGCGACAUCAGACACAUGAAUGACAUCAAACGCCAGAACCAGUCGCUCGUGUACGGGAAAGUGGACAAUUUCUGGAAGGACAAGAAUACAUAUCUGGAUAUCAUCCACACCUACAUGGAAGUACAUGGCACCGUCCACGAGAAGGGAACGGCCCACAUGCCCAACUAUGUGAAGAAUCACGGUAUACUCAGCGGCCGGGACCUCCAGUUCCUGCUUAGAGAGACCAAGCUCUUUGUCGGCUUGGGAUUUCCAUACGAAGGGCCGGCCCCGCUUGAAGCCAUUGCCAACGGUUGCGCUUUCCUGAACCCUAAAUUCGACCCUCCAAAAAGCAGCAGGAAUACGGACUUCUUUAAAGGCAAGCCGACGCUGCGAGAGUUGACGUCCCAACAUCCCUAUGCUGAAGUGUAUAUAGGAAAGCCUCACGUCUGGACGGUGAACAUCAACAACCCCGGGGAGGUGGAGAAGGCGGUGAAGGCCAUUCUGAAUCAGAAGAAUGAACCGUACCUGCCCUACGAGUUUACCUGUGAAGGGAUGCUGCAGAGGGUGAACGCCUUCAUUGAGAAUCAGGUGAGGACAAACUGGAAGACGCUGGAGCGUGUAUAG
Messenger RNA from Hyla sarda, 2271 nucleotides. It is a transcript of the gene MGAT5, whose product is annotated as alpha-1,6-mannosylglycoprotein 6-beta-N-acetylglucosaminyltransferase. The record is from RefSeq and is a predicted model, not a curated record. Gene Ontology annotation, biological process: protein N-linked glycosylation. Lineage: Eukaryota; Metazoa; Chordata; Amphibia; Anura; Hylidae. Bases 415 to 2271 code for a protein of 618 amino acids. Gene Ontology annotation, molecular function: alpha-1,6-mannosylglycoprotein 6-beta-N-acetylglucosaminyltransferase activity. Gene Ontology annotation, cellular component: Golgi apparatus. The transcript is spliced from 15 exons.